This is a messenger RNA of Patiria miniata (bat star), 1244 nucleotides long. Its product is annotated as peroxisomal 2,4-dienoyl-CoA reductase-like. The record is from RefSeq and is a predicted model, not a curated record. Gene Ontology annotation, biological process: fatty acid catabolic process. The transcript has 10 exons. The coding region runs from base 249 to 1136 and encodes 295 amino acids. Gene Ontology annotation, molecular function: 2,4-dienoyl-CoA reductase (NADPH) activity. Lineage: Eukaryota; Metazoa; Echinodermata; Asteroidea; Valvatida; Asterinidae.
AGGAAGUGAUAAGUCCGCUGCAUUCCUGCAGUACCAGGCCAGCCGGCCAGCCGGCCGGCCGGCUGGUGAUACGUAUCGGUAACAUCAGUGAUCCGUGCCCGGCCCCUGCACCGCGGGUCAUGAGGUCGAAGUACAUCCUUUUUAUCUAGCUGCCAACAUAAGAGCUUGUCAAUUUAGGUAGUGUGAGCUGAUAUUAAGCAGAGAUUAGUGGUUCCCACAUUAAUACACCAUAUAAAUGUUGGGGGAAAAUGGCCGGUACCAAAGCCAGCGACUUUGAUUUCGAUGUUUGCAUGCCGACGUAUGACUAUGUUUUUCAACCUGAUGUGUUGCGAAACAAGGUUGCUUUCAUCACAGGUGGUGGAUCAGGGAUCUGUUUCACCAUUGCUGAAGUUUUCAUGAGGCACAAGUGCCAAACCGUCAUUGCAAGCAGGAAUCUUCAGCGGGUUCAAGUGGCUGCUAAAAAACUGGAAGAAGCUACUGGCGUGCAAUGUCUGGCACUGCAGCUCGAUGUCAGGAAGCCUCAAGAUGUGAUGCGAGGUGUAGACGCAGCACUGGACCACUUUGGACGGAUAGACAUUCUUGUCAAUGGUGCUGCCGGGAAUUUCCUCGUGCCUGCCAGCGGCCUGUCCUACAACGGCUUCAAGACAGUGAUGGAGAUUGACACCAUGGGAACGUACAACACCUCCAAGGCUGUCUACGAUAAGUACAUGAGUAAACAUGGCGGUGUUAUUAUAAACAUCAGCGCGACACUCGCCUACAGGGGUCAGCUCUUUCAGUUACAUGCAGCGGCUGCCAAGGCAGCUGUUGACUCCAUGACGAAGACACUAUGCAAUGAGUGGGGACCGCAGGGCAUCCGUGUGGUGGGCAUAGCUCCAGGACCUAUUGCUGAUACCGAGGGCAUGAGAAGGCUUGGAGGUGUCUCCCGUGGUAAGCAGGCAUUGGAGAAGCGGGCACAUGGCAUCCCACUUCAACGCUAUGGGACCAAGCGUGAAAUCGCCGACUGUGCCGUCUUUGUGGCCAGCCACGCCGCUAGCUACAUCUCGGGGCAUACCAUUGUUGUGGACGGGGGGAGUUGGAUGACGGGGGAUAAUAACAUGGAGGCCAUGAGGAGAAGGGUGCCUGAUGCAAAAUUGUAGAUUUCGGGUGGCGGUGCAAUGGGCAAGCAAGGGUUGGACCAGCUAGCACAGAACCUUCCCCUUCAGCGGGUGGGAACGAAACGCGACAUUGCCGAAUGUGCCGUCUUU